UUUUAUUAAAAAAAUAAUAAUAAUAAAUAAUGCAGGGAUUGAGGAACCCAUCGAAGCCACUGAUCGUAACAGGACACUCUUUAGGAGGAUGGGUUGCAUCGCUCUUCUGCUUAUGGCUGCUUGAGAACAUUGAUAAAAAGAACAGUAAUCUUCCCAUUUGCAUCACCUUUGGAUCUCCACUCCUCGGCGACGAUGGCCUCUGCAAAGCCAUUCAAAAUCGUUCUGGAUGGAAUCCUCGAUUCCUGCACAUUGUCUCCGACGGGGACUCCAUCCCUCGUACCUUCCUCUCAUCCACCACCACCACCAAUAGUUACAAGCCUUUCGGCACAUUCCUCAUGUGUUCUCAAUCAGGUUCUGUUUGUUUCGAUGACCCCAAUUUAGUCCUCAAACUGUUGGAGGCUACAAGUUCGUCUCAGUUUCUUAGCCUCAUGAACUAUCAGAAUCUAUUGCAACACCUCACCCAUCAGACCAUUGUCUCCAAAGGAGCUUCCCAGCCACAUGAAUUGAGAGGCGAUUCACUUCGAAUCGGAAUAAAUCUUCAAUUAGAUGCAAUUGGAGAUAAAAGAAUGCAGGAGGACAAUGUGGAAGACGCUUUGAUUAGAGCCAUGGAGAAACCAGAAAGAAAUUAUCAGAGUCAAAGGAAGCGCAUCUCUAACUCUGAAAAGAAACUGAAUAAAAUGAAGACUGAUAUGGCCAAUCUCGAAUGGUACAAGAGGGUCUCCUCCAUUGAAAUUCCCAACGGCUAUAAGACUCCCAUCGGCUAUUACGAUGGCUAUAAGUACAGGCCAUCUCCAAGGGACACAGUCGUCGUAACGCACAAGAAACGCCUCACCAAAUACUGGAAAGAAGUGGUAGAGGAAGCAGGGAGGAAACCCAGAAAGCAAGGGGUAGCUCCCUUUGGGACACGCCUGCUCUUCGGAGGAACAAACUAUAGGAGAAUGGUUGAACCCCUUGAUAUAGCUGACUACUAUGAGGAUAAGACAGGCAAGAGAAAUUACCGUACUGAAGGGAGGCCUAAGCAUUAUAGAUUGUUGCAGGAAUGGCAAGAAGAGGAGGAGAAAGCUGCAAAGCAUAAGAGGAAGUCAAGCACAAGGAAAGCUGCCACUUUAACAGAGGAUUCUUGCUUUUGGGCAGAUGUGGAGGAAGCUGUGAUUUUGACCAAAUCACUGAAGAAAGGAGAAGCUGUCAAUGGGGGAACAGAAGAAUCAACCAUUGAAAAGCUAAAGAAAUUUGAGGAUUAUGUGAAGGGAUUGAUAGAUAACAUGGCAGUGUCUCCAUAGGUUUUCUUGGAGGAGAGUACCUUCAUGCAAUGGUGGAACGAGUACUAUGAGAAAAUUCGUGAACAUACUCAUGGCUCCUUACUAGCUGAGUUCAUGAAGAAUAAACUUUACCGACACUAUAAUUAAUUUGCCCAUUACAUAGUGUGAGUUGGUUGUUUCGGUUUUGAUUUUUUUGGCAAUCCUUCUGUUGUUGGUUUGUUUCGGGCUAAUGCCUC
Messenger RNA from Macadamia integrifolia, 1495 nucleotides. RefSeq names its product senescence-associated carboxylesterase 101-like. Gene Ontology annotation, molecular function: carboxylic ester hydrolase activity. Lineage: Eukaryota; Viridiplantae; Streptophyta; Magnoliopsida; Proteales; Proteaceae. Gene Ontology annotation, biological process: lipid metabolic process; defense response. The record is from RefSeq and is a predicted model, not a curated record.